UCGGGUGGUACCUCCUAGCCUAGUAGUUUUGACUCUCUGAUAUGAUUUUCUUGAUGACGUAGCUGCAAAUACAUCUAAUGUAUGAAGAAAAAAUCACUGUUCUUCUUCUUACCUUGUGUAUUCCUGUUUCUUUGAUGUUGAUUUAACUAAAUUUUUUCUCGUUCUUUGCUUGCAUUGAUGACCACUUUAUUUAAGCGACUACGCAUGGAUGGGAUGUUUGUAUUCGGUUUUGCUCUUCGCCUGGUUCUUCUUCUUUCGUGUAGGUGGAAACAAGUGGAACGAUGAUUUCGUUGGCAGUGAAUUAGAGCGGAAGGAAUUCUUCGAAGAUGCAGAGGGCCUGUCAGAUCCAGAUAACGACGAUGCCCCCCGUAGCCCGAGUACCACCAGAUCCUUGACCGCCGGAGGUGGAGAUCUCCAAGUAAAUGGGAACAGCCUUAGCAGUAGUUUCCCGUUUCCGCCUCCGUCUGCCUUCCAAAAUGGCAACCCAGCGUGUUUUGAGGAUGGCGCGUUUACGUACGAGGAAUGCUGUUCUGAUGGCGGGAAAGACGCGUGUUGGGAUGAAGUGUAUAGUUUUGACGCCUGCUGCUUUCCACCCCGCGUGAACGAAACUGACCGGGCGACGUUGUUUGGAUGCAACAGCCCCUUCUUCCGGAACUACCGACGCGACGCGUGGAUCUACUUCAAGUUUGGGGAGACGCAUCCCCGAAUGUUCCAGGCGCACGCAAAGGCAGUCGCGAACUGGGCUACACACAAGUCUCUCUGCCCGCCCGCCAUCUUGGUCACGAUUCUGGUUAAGCUCGAGGAAGACUUAGCGAUGAAGCCACUCCACAAUGCGUUUUUGGGCAUGCUAGAAUACACCAAGCAACUGCAGGAUAUGGUGGAUCUUCGUGCUUACAGCUUCUUUUUUAUGUAGGAAUUUACACCAGAACCAGAAGUAGAGCUCAGAAGUUGUGACAAUCGUUCUGAGUCUGCUUCUGCAAGCUUCAAAUAAGUAUCUUCAUGAGAAGAUCGAUCGUGAUUGAAUAAAGCGAGGAGUCAGCAACGACCUACAAGAUGCCAAGUCUCAAGGAGCGCAUGAAGAAUGCGCGGCGCGUCAAUACAAUACAAGAACGCCAUUUCUAGACUAGAAAAACAGGACGACUUGCUAAUUUACUUCUUCUAUACCCCAUGAUUGGGCACCCUACUACUUCUACUAUGUCAACAUCACAGAUGAAGCUUGGUCGCAUCGGCGAAAAGGAGUUUAGGCGGUGGCCAUUGGAGCUUGGCUGGAACCAUCUAAGAACGGUCCUACCACAAGGCACAAAGCAUGCAAACUUCAUGGCGCAGUACCAUACCCGGAAGCGAAGCGUGGAGCUAGUUAUUCUUAUGAAAAUGCGCAUGAACUGUCUGAGAAAGGAACGGCGAUCGUGGGGCAUCUAUUUGUGGUUCAAUUAGACCCGCCUGCUCAGCUAGAAGUAACUUCUAAUUUGUCUUAUUGCAAAGAAACGGUGGAGCGGAUUUCCGAUUGGUUUCGAACUGCGUUCACAAGGUUUACGAAAUCUCAUCUCACUGUCACGGUGGUGAUGAAGUGCGGUGAUAGCCCAAAGUUACGCGAGGUCCCCAAGCGAGUGUUCAAUCACACCAAGCAGAUUCAUUUCCUAGAGAUUGAAGAUGAGGAUGUGCGAGGCGACGAAUGCAGCGGGUAUAUUUUUGUGUUUACACUCAUUGUUGGUCAUGCUUGUGUCGGCGAUGGCGUAGGAAUGUCUUGAAAGCAAAUAAAAGUCCAACCCCAAAAGGAAUGUGGGAGCAUCGCCAAUUUUCCAAAUUAGCAUCAAAGUCUAGUAUCGACCACUCUCCUGAAAAAGUCUUAGGAGCAAAAACUGCCAUCCCAAACGUAGAGCGGGAGAGUCGCCAUUUUUAAAAAUUUGUAUAGAAUUUCAGUUAGAGCGGGAGAGUCGCCAUUUUUAGAAAUUUGUCUGGAGUUUCUUCAGUGUCAAAAACGCACUUCAUCACAAUUCUUCUCAACGUUCAGGUAUUUCGGAUUCCUCGAGAACCGGUAUACUUCGCUCGCGGAGUACACCAUGUUCGUGCACCCUGAUGCGGAUGAGCACAUCAUGAUAAACGUCGACAGCCAGUUUGAUCCGCCACCAAACAUGCACCCCGCAAUUUUCGAGGCUGACCCGAUGGUGCGACCAAAUCCGGCGUAUGGCGAAGCUCUGAAAAAGCUUCAAUCGGAGGGCAGGGAGCACGAUGAGGAGGCACGUUUGGAGCUGCCUGCACAAUUUUUACGCAGAAAAAGCAUGGGCUCGGAAAACAUUCUAGAAGCGGCACUGAACGCAGCACUAGUGGGAAACAUACCGAACCUGGGAUUUCAAAACUUGGCGUUAUGAACAUCAAAAGGCUAGACUUACAAUCUUGAUGUCCUAAGCGAUUUGUUCCGUCCAAUUUUCUCGUGCUUACUUAUGUUAUAAGUAGGCCCCUGCUGAUUGAUGUCGUUUGUUAUUCGUCAGGAUGAAGUGCCUGAGUUUGAGUUUAUCAUCUUCAUGACGUGCUUGCUCUUAUCCAUUCCUUUUCUUGGAGCAAGAUUUUAGUAUUACCUUGCAUUAGAGCAGUUAGUGUUUCCUUCAUGUUUGCACAAUCGAGACACGAGUUCCUUUGAGCAUCCUGCGACCACCGAGCUCUACAAAAAGUUGUUCAAGACGAAUCUGCGGCCGCCAGUAGCGCCACGGUCUUACUGCUGUUCGCAUUUUAUUGUCAGCCGCGACCGCGUACAACGUCGGCCGCAAAGUUUCUACAGGGACGCCCGGUUGCUCUUCACCACGAACAAGGGCUACACACUCAGUCCAUUUCCACGGCCUAUGGCUUGGGAUUUGAAAGCAAGGACGCUGUGUCAAAAUAUGAUGAAGUUCUGGCAUCUAGUAUUUGGACAUCCAAACUUGCGCACGCCCCUCAGGCAUCGAGACACCACUGUGCCGUAUUUCCUCAAAGGCAGGAACUUCAAGCCACAGUAUGAGAACGAGUGAACGAACUCUUUCUUGUAGACGCAGCUUCGCGAUGAAGGGUUAAAAUUUAUACUAUAUUUAUAGAAUAUGCAAUUGCAAUAGAAUACAUGAUCGAGACACUUCAGCGCUUCAAUUUUUCUACUUGAGAAUAUAUUUCGGAUGCAGACUCGUCAUUCAAACAACUCACCAACUAAUGACUUUCCACCAAUUUCCUCACGUUCUUGGCUCCCAAUCUUAGCAUGGAGACUUCAACUUGAUUCAAUAUUCGUUACAGCUAGUUCAAGGAUUUACUUUUCUAUAGCGACUGACAUGGAUCGCAGAAUCCGAAAACACGAACGCAAUCGCAGAAGGAAAAUUUUUGCUCUGACUAUUGGACUAAGUAGUUUGCCACCAGUUUCCUUUCGGAAGAUUUACUUUUUCAUACAGUUUUCGUUUUGUUCUUGUCACAUCGAGUUACACACAAAUUUAUCGAGUAG
Amoebophrya sp. A25 is the source of this 3457-nucleotide messenger RNA. The record is from the annotation of a GenBank genome assembly. NCBI's taxonomy places the organism in Eukaryota, Dinophyceae, Syndiniales, Amoebophryaceae.